Messenger RNA from Brienomyrus brachyistius, 7410 nucleotides. Its product is annotated as nuclear respiratory factor 1. NCBI's taxonomy places the organism in Eukaryota, Metazoa, Chordata, Actinopteri, Osteoglossiformes, Mormyridae. Gene Ontology annotation, molecular function: DNA-binding transcription factor activity, RNA polymerase II-specific; RNA polymerase II cis-regulatory region sequence-specific DNA binding. The transcript is spliced from 10 exons. The coding region runs from base 3919 to 5448 and encodes 509 amino acids. The record is from RefSeq and is a predicted model, not a curated record. Gene Ontology annotation, biological process: regulation of transcription by RNA polymerase II. Gene Ontology annotation, cellular component: nucleus.
CAAUCUCCAGCUAUUUCAGCCCCGGCGCAGCCGCAGCAAAGAACCCGGCAACGGCUGUUCCGUGGAGGGACGGGGGGCCCGCGCCGACGCGGAACGAUAUCGGGGGUUUCGCCGAUUACGGGGCGCCGUUUUGCGAGCGGACUCGGGUUAAAGCUCCGAUAAAGGAGGAAGAAGCAUGAGGGCAGGCAGGCCGCGCCGGGCCCGCGACUGCUGCCGCCGUACGGCGCCUUGCAGGGCGGUGCUGCGGUCGCUCGCAUCCCUUCGGAUAUACUUGCGACUAACGGCGAUAGCGUCACGGCGUUUUAUUAAUGGGGUCACGUCAGAAAUAAUUCGAUGUGCGUUUUAACACCCAUAACAUGCUCUUCCCGUUUUUUACAUACACUGGGCGCUAAGAUGUAUUGCAGUGAGCCUGUUAACUACACAACCCGCUGUCUCUUUGCCUCAUUAAUUGCAGCUAAGGGCGCUCUGUAAUUCCUUAGUUUUAUUAAUACUUUUAGGUUGAAUAUUGGCCGUAAUAGAAGUGGCGUUUGCAACGCCGGCUCUCUGGGAGCCACUUAAGGAUGCGACCAGCAACUGGUCCCCUGCUGCCGCCCGCAGCCUUACCGGGGAUGACAGCGCUUCCGCCGGCCUCUUCGCUUCCGAUCGUGAAGGAAAAAAGCUUAAUUUGGGGUUGCGAUCUGCGGGAGGCUGCGGGCUGGCAUCUGGAAACUCGAAGAACCGGAUGUAAGCGGUUGGUUUCGGAGUGAGGCGCCCCUCCGUUCGGUGGCCGCUGGUCGAGGAAGCGCGCCUGGGCUGGGAAGGUCAGAUAAGCGGAGAUUUGGUGCGGCAGGCCGGGUGUCGGCGGCCUAUAAAGUUUUAAGGAGCCUCGGUGCUGAUCUGUACUUCGGUUCCAGUGUUAGCGACACGAAAUUAUUAUAAUUAAUGCUUUCAUUUGAUGAAUCUAACGACCUGCCAGGAGCUUUAACCCAUCAAAACAUUGGUUAGCCAGACAAAAAGCUCAGUUAAUUAUCUAUCCCACUGUGAACUGUAAUUAAUUGGAAUUAUAAAAAUCGUGAGUUUCCACCUAUGCAGGCAUGAUAUGCACUUACUGGCCACUUUAUUACUUGCUAGUACUGGGUUGGACCCACUUUUGACUUCAGAACUGCCUUAGUUCUUCAUGGCAUAGAUUCAGCAAUGUGCUUGAAACAUUCCUUAGAAACUGGUCCAUGUUGACAUGACCAAACAUCAGCAUCCCCUGACAGCAUCACAAAGUUACUGCAUAUUUGUCAGCUGCACCUUCAUGAUGCGAAUCUCCCGUCCACCACAUGCCUUAGGUGCUCUUUUUGACUAAUAUCUGGUGAUUGUGGAGGCCAUUUGACUACAGGGAACUCAUUGUCAUGUUCAAGAAACCAGUCUGAGAUGAUGUGAGCUUUAUGACAGGGUGUGUUAUCCUGCUGGAAGUAGCUAUUAGAAGCUGGGUACGUUGUGGUCUUAAAGGGAUGGACGCAGUCAGCGACAAUACUCAGGUAGACUGACAUUUCAACGAUGCUCAGUUGGUACUAAGGGGCCCAAAGUGUGCCAAGAAAAUAUCUCCCACACCAUUACAUCACUGUCACUAGCCAGGAUUGUUGAGACAAUGCAUGAUGCAUCCAUGUUUUCAUGACGCUUACGGCAAAUUCUGACCUUACCAUCUGAAUGUCGCAGCAGAAAUCAAGACUUCUCUGACCAGGCAACGUUCUUCCAAUCUCCCAUUGUCCAGUUUGGUGAGCCUAUGCCGAAUGUAUCCUCAACUUCCUUUUCUUAGCUGACAGGAGUGGCACCCAGUGUGAUCUUCUGCUACUGGAGCCCAUCUGCUUCAAGGUUGGACAUGUUGUGUGUUCAGAGAUGCUCUUCUGCAUACCUUGGUUGUAGCAUUUUGCUCAGAGAGCAGCUCAUUGAACAUAAGAAAUUUAGAAACGAGAGGAGGCCAUUCAGCCCAUCAAGCUUGUUUGGGGAAAACUUAAUAGCUCAGAGUUGUUAAAUCUUAUCUAGCUCCGAUUUAAAGGAACCCAGGGUUUUAGCUUGUGCUACCCUGGCAGGAAGACUAUUCCACUGCAUGUUUUUCUUCCAGCCCAUUCUCUGUAAACCCUAGUGAUGGAUGUGCAUGAAAAUCCCAGUAGAUCACCAGUUUCUGCAAUAUUUAUACCAGCCUAUCUGGCUGAUGGCAGAGUGGUGGCUCUGAGGCUAGGGAGCUGUGAUAGCAAAUGGAAGGUUGUUGGUUCGAAUCCCCUGAAUGCUCAGAGUGAUUCUACUCUGUUGGGUCCAUGAGCAAGGCCAUUAACCUGCACUUGCUUCAUCCUGGGUAUGAUGUUAAUCUACAUCCAGCCCUAUGAGGAGGUCCUCCAACUUACAGGGAAAAACUUGGGGGUUGGUGGCAGGAUUGGCACUCUAACCAUUGGAAAUUUACUACACGGCUGCACUCAAGUUCUCAUCCCUGUGGUGGUUCGUCAUGUAGUGGGUGCGGCAACACACUGUGAUCAGUGCACGGCUCCUUACGCACUGUGAUCAGUGCACGGCUCCUUACGCACUGUGAUCAGUGCACGGCUCCUUACGCACUGUGAUCAGUGCACGGCUCCUUACGCACUGUGAUCAGUGCACGGCUCCUUACGCACUGUGAUCAGUGCACGCUCCUUACGCACUGUGAUCAGUGCACGCUCCUUACGCACUGUGAUCAGUGCACGGCUCCUUACGCACUGUGAUCAGUGCACGGCUCUUUACACACUGUAUCAGUGCAUGCUCCUUUUCUGUCUGACACCAACACUCAUCCCACAUACAAAGUUACUUAAAUCAUCUUUCUUCCCCAUUUUUGUGGAUAUUGUGAAGAUUAACUUAAGCUCCUGAUGUGUAUCUGCAUGAUUUUAUUCUUUGUGCUGCCUAACAUAUGAUUGGCUGAUUAGAUAUUUGUUUCUACAAGCAGUUGUACAUCCAACCAUCCAAUUUCCAAACCGCUUAUCCUACUGGGUCGCGGGUGAUCCGGAGCCUAUCCCGGAAGCAAUGGGCACGAGGCAGAGCAGUUGUACAGGCGUACCUAAUACCGUGGCCAGGGAGUAUACGUAAAGAGCUGCUUCACUGUAAUAUGGCAUAGGAUCAAUGGAUUUUGUACUUUAAACAUCUUUGUAAGCACUUAAAUAUAUUUGUGCUGUUGGUGAUAAAUAAAGGAAAAAAAAUUGAGUUUUAUAAUGUCUUUAUGUCUCAUAAUUUGCUGGCAUCACAAACAAUUUUGGUGUAUUCCGAUGCAAAGGUCUGUUAAAUCUUAUCAAACAAAGCACACGUGAGAAGCUGUGGUGAGCUGUCAGUGACGCACACGAAAGCAGACUGAAAUUUAAAGUGGCUGCAGAACUAGAAAUGCAAGGUCAACCAUUUUAGAAAAAAUACCACCAUGACCCUCAGCUGGAGAAGUGGUUUGCAGAUGCCUGGAGGAUAGCUGAUGGUUUCAUUUAAUAAGUUAUUUGUCAGGUUCACUAUACACACAGGAAGGAACGUGAGUGUAUCCUGCAGUGUCUCCACCUUAAGAUGUAACUUCUGCACAAUCACAGCAAAAGCAAAGGAAAACAGUGCAGUACCUUCAUGAAACAAAGCAGUACAUUUUAGAAACUGAUUAGCCCUUUGGUUGUAAUGGACCAGUCUGCUCCAAAGACAUCCAGUCUCUCAUCUGUUGUUCAUGUCUUGUAGUUUGGCUGGGACCAAACCGAUAACCAUGGCUCAGCCAUUUGAUGUAAUCUGUAAUGGAGACUUAUGGGCCAGAAGUGUAACGUUUAGCUGCUAUACACAAAACAUGCUAAUGUGCACCACUGAGAAUUCCCCGGAGGUAUUUAGAGUGUUGUACCUCUCCCUGUAGCUAUAAUGUGUGUUUCCAGCUCCCUGCCCUUCCAGCUGAUCCAGGUGAGCGCCGGAUAGGCCAUGGAGGAGCAUCAGACAGACAUGAGCACCAUCGAGGCGCAUGCUGUGGCCGGCCAGGUGCAGCAGGUCCACGUGGCCACCUACACAGAGCACAGCAUGCUGAGCGCUGAUGAGGACUCGCCCUCCUCACCCGAAGAUGACACCUACGAUGACUCAGACAUCCUCAACUCCACUGGGGCAGAUGAGGUCACAGCCCACCUGGCUGCUGCUGGCCCAGUGGGAAUGGCGGCAGCGGCUGCUGUGGCGACGGGGAAGAAGCGCAAACGGCCGCACAUCUUCGAAUCCAACCCCUCCAUCCGAAAACGGCAGCAGACGCGAUUGCUCAGGAAGCUGCGGGCCACGCUGGAUGAGUACACCACUCGCGUGGGCCAGCAAGCCAUCGUGCUCUGCAUCUCGCCCUCCAAGCCCAACGCCGUCUUUAAGGUGUUCGGGGCAGCACCACUGGAGAAUGUGGUGAGAAAGUACAAGAGCAUGAUUCUGGAGGACCUUGAGAAUGCACUGGCCGAGCAUGCUCCCCCAGCCCCCGAGCUGAGCUCUGAGCUGCCGCCACUGACCAUCGACGGCAUUCCUGUCUCUGUUGACAAGAUGACCCAGGCCCAGCUGCGGGCCUUCAUCCCCGAGAUGCUGAAGUACUCAACGGGCCGUGGGAAGCCCGGCUGGGGUAAGGAGAGCUGCAAACCUGUGUGGUGGCCAGACGACAUCCCCUGGGCCAACGUGCGCAGCGACGUCAGGACCGAGGAGCAGAAGCAGAGGGUGUCCUGGACCCAGGCACUGCGGACCAUUGUGAAGAACUGCUACAAGCAGCAUGGCCGGGAGGACCUGCUCUAUGCCUUCGAGGACCAGCAGGCACCCCCAUCCCACGUGGCACCUGCCACCGCCGUGACCCACGGCAUCGCGCACCUGGUGCCCUCACAGACCGUGGUGCAGACCAUCAGCAACCCGGAUGGCACUGUGUCACUCAUACAACUCCCCGUACUGUACUCACAGCUGGGGACUGGAGCGACGGUGGCCACCCUGGCAGAUGCCUCCGAGCUGCCGGCCACCGUCACGGUGGCCCAGGUGAACUACUCCACCGUCACAGAGGGAGAGGAACAGAACUGGGCGACGCUGCAGGGCGGUGAGAUGACCAUCCAGAGCACGCAGGCUUCCGAAGCCACGCAGGCCGUGGCGUCCCUUGCAGAGGCUGCGGUGGCGGCGUCGCAGGAGAUGCAACAGGGGGCCACCGUAACCAUGGCACUCAACAGUGAGGCUGCCGCCCAUGCCGUAGCCACGCUAGCAGAGGCCACCCUGCAGGGUGGGGGGCAGAUCGUCCUUGCGGGAGAGACGGCAGCCGCUGUUGGGGCCUUGACCGGGGUGCAAGACGCCAGUGGUCUCGUCCAGAUUCCUGUCAGCAUGUACCAGACCGUAGUCACCAGCCUUGCCCAGGGCAGCCGGCCCAUGCAGGUCGCCAUGGCACCUGUCACCACGCGCAUAGACAACACCGUCACUCUGGACGGGCAGGCCGUGGAGGUCGUCACCCUGGAACAGUAACUUGUGGCACUUCCUUGUCGGCAAUUGUACAGUAUAAAAUUGAUAAUUCACUGUUGGGGCGUAUCGACUCAACAAGGCAUUUUGUUUACUAUUUAUAGUUGUGUUUCGUUCUGUUUUGGAGUCAGAGUUUUGGAAACGUGGCUCUAUAUUUCGAAGAAGUCAUGGAGGCAUUGUAUUUAUUUCUUAUAUGUUUUCACCUUUUUUAAUAAACCAAAAAAUGUGAGGAUGGGACAGAGACUUUAAAUAUGCAUCAGUGAUCACAGACAAGAUAAAUGCAGAUUUCCAGAGGGACCAAAUCAUGGCAGGUUCUCCGUUGCCCGCUUUUCAUCUGUGUUAGAGCUUGGUGCCCUGGGCCUGUUUAUUAAACCAAACAUCCAGCACAGAAAGCUUUAAAGAGCUUUAAAUAGGCGGCAGAAUUAGUAAAUGAGUUAAAAUGAUCAUGGUGACCUUCGCUCCUUCUGCUCCUUCCGGAUUCAUCUCAGCCCACCCCUGUGUGAUUCGGGGUUCCCUCAUUCAGGGGCUGAGGUGUACCCAGGGCCGGGGGGGGGGGGCUCACAGCUGUUUAUUUUACUGUUUUUUCCUCUACAUCAUUAUCAGGAGUGCUUCCAUUUGGACUGACACAGGAAAUUAUGCUUCCGAGAUGCCACCAUAGCCAUUGUCACCAGGGCGACAGCGGAGGAGGAGGGCAUAGGUAUGGCCUGCCAGGUGUGAGGGGGGCCUAACCCUAUCCCCAGCCCCAACCCGCACCCCCUUCAAGCACUCUGGGGGCGUAAACCCAGCCCCAACCCUCACCCCCUUCAAGCACUCUGGGGGCGUAAACCCAGCCCCAACCCGCACCCCCUUCAAGCACUCUGGGGGCGUAAACCCAGCCCCAACCCGCACCCCCUUCAAGCACUCUGGGGGCGUAAACCCAGCCCCAACCCGCACCCCCUUAAAGCACUCUGGGGGCGUAACCCCAGCCCCAACCCGCACCCCCUUCAAGCACUCUGGGGGCGUAAACCCAGCCCCAACCCGCACCCCCUUCAAGCACUCUGGGGGCGUAAACCCAGCCCCAACCCGCACCCCCUUUAAGCACUCUGGGGGCGUAAACCCAGCCCCAACCCGCACCCCCUUCAAGCACUCUGGGGGCGUAAACCCAGCCCCAACCCGCACCCCCUUCAAGCACUCUGGGGGCGUAAACCCAGCCCCAACCCGCACCCCCUUCAAGCACUCUGGGGGCGUAAACCCAGCCCCAACCCGCACCCCCUUAAAGCACUCUGGGGGCGUAACCCCAGCCCCAACCCGCACCCCCUUCAAGCACUCUGGGGGCAUAACCCCAGCCCCAACCCCACCCCCUUAAAGCACUCUGGGGGCGUAAACCCAGCCCCAACCCGCACCCCCUUCAAGCACACUGGGGGCGUAAUCCCCGGCCCAACCAGCACUCCCUUAAAGCACGCUGGGGGUGUAACCCCAGCCCCAACCCGCACCCCCUUCAAGCACUCUGGGGGCGCACUCUGAGUGUUCCCAAGGUGAGCAUUGACCUGUAUGCUUGUACAUGUGUGUCUGAGGUACAUCCAAGGUUGGACUGACACAACUAACCUGGGCUCUACCUUGGGACCCCAAAUGGUUUUUUUAUGGUUGUUACAAAAGCAUGUUAUGCUGUAGGCGGGGCCGCACCCCCUGAAUGCAGCCCUGGCUGUGUUUGUGUGACCCGGUAGCUGCCACCUACACAUAUGCACACUUUAUUCCCUGCUGCUGCUAAAGGACAGUACCAGUCUCUCCUGCCUUCUGGCUGGAGCGUUUUCUAUGCCAAUCAAUAGCUUUUCCUGCCUUCAAAAUUUCAUGAUAUUGAGGUUGAAGUCUGUUUUUAUUUUUAUUUUUUUUGACAAUUGCCAAAUAACUUUGUCCUUUUAGAAACUCUUCAGCAGUGUAUUAUGUCCUAUUAUACUAUGGAAAUGCUAUUAAAAUUCUUUUUCAAAUGGA